Cercospora beticola is the source of this 1791-nucleotide messenger RNA. RefSeq names its product glucosaminyl-phosphotidylinositol O-acyltransferase (gene GWT1). Gene Ontology annotation, biological process: GPI anchor biosynthetic process; protein localization to plasma membrane. Gene Ontology annotation, molecular function: glucosaminyl-phosphatidylinositol O-acyltransferase activity. NCBI's taxonomy places the organism in Eukaryota, Fungi, Ascomycota, Dothideomycetes, Mycosphaerellales, Mycosphaerellaceae. Gene Ontology annotation, cellular component: membrane; endoplasmic reticulum. The record is from RefSeq and is a predicted model, not a curated record.
GACACGUUCCCUUACCUUCUUUUUUCAUUCGUGCUAUCGACAACUUCAGGCUCGAGUCUUGGCAACAGCAGAAUGACACCCGAGUACAAGGCGGAAAAGGAAGCUUCGGUCUCGUUCCUGGGAGGUGGCGGAAUAUGGGAAAUUAAUCAUGUUGCCCUGGUGGCUCCCGCCGCCGCCUUUCUGUGGGCCAUGCUGCAGACUCGACAAAACUUCUUCAAACAAUACACCCUUGCCGCAGCAUUCUCCGACUUCCUAAUUCAAUGCGGUUCCAUUCUGUUCGCUACGACCGUCUAUGCUGGAGCUCCACAGGUUCUCAAUGGCUUACUCAUCCUCCCAGCCGUUGCAGCUUUUCUGCAACCUAGCCCAGAAGUCAAAAAGGCGGCCAAGCCUCCUUCAAAAGUUGCUGGCAAGGACGAUUCUUCAGAUGACAAGACCGCCGACGAUAAAAAUCCAUUACCUGUGAAGCCCUUCAUCACGGCUUAUCGCGGUGCCAUGAUGAUCAUCACAUGUUCCAGUAUCCUAGCUGUUGAUUUCCCAAUCUUCCCACGACGCUUCGCGAAGACAGAAUCGUUCGGUACAUCACUCAUGGAUAUGGGCGUUGGCUCAUUCGUCUUCGCAGCUGGUAUUGUCGCUGCACGGCAACAACUCAAAGAGGACAACGAGGCGUCGCGAUCACUGGUGAAGCGUCUGAAAUCUGCGCUUAGGCACUCUCUACCACUGGCGGUUCUGGGCUUUGUUCGACUUCUGAGUGUCAAGAAGCUCGACUACGCGGAACAUGUGAGCGAAUAUGGCGUUCACUGGAACUUUUUCUUCACACUGGCGCUUCUUUCGCCAGCGAUAGCCAUCUUGCAGCCGGUACUACGACUAACCCAGUAUGUUGGUGGCUACAACAUAUUUGCGUUCGUGCUCGCAAUCUGCUACGAACUCAUACUCUUCUGCGUACCGGACAUGAAGGUCUACAUCAUUCUCUCAGAAAGGAAACCAGGCGAUUGGCUGUCGCAGAACAGAGAAGGCGUCUUCUCCUUUAUCGGCUAUUUGGCCAUCUUCAUUGCUGGCAUGGGCGCUGGUGUUAACAUCUUGCCCAGGGAUCCAGAGCCUGGCGCGAAGAAGCUGCCUGAGAAGGACCCUCUCGACGCAGACGAAGAGUGGUUGGCCACCGUUCUUGGCGCGGCCGAGAACGAGGGCGAGAAGAAGGAUGCGGCACCUCCACCAAUCAAAAUGCCUCAGCUCAAGCCAGAAUGGCCCAAGUCAACGCUGCCCCGACUAGGUGCCUUGUUCUUCAUGUGGUUCAUCUUCUCCACGUGGGCGAUGUGGAGAUAUGGCCCUCGCCUGUUUGUUUCACGGCGUAUGGCAAAUCUUGCAUAUGUUUGUUGGGUAUGCGCAUUCAACUAUGGACAGCUUCUUCUGUUCAACGUCAUUGAAGCUGGCAUGUUCCCCAAUCUGUACAAUGCGAAAACGAAGGAGGCAGAGCAAACACGGAUUCGUGAGGCGACUAGCCCAGUGAUGCGUGCCUACAACCGCAACGGUUUGGCCAUCUUUCUGCUGGCCAACCUUCUCACUGGACUGGUCAACAUGACCAUGCCGACCAUUCACAUGGCAGACGUACCUGCUAUGACUGUGUUGGUGAGCUACAUGGCUGUCCUGACUGGAGUCGCUCUAGUGUUGGACCGGUACGACAUCUCGAUCAAAUUAUAGCAUGUAGUAUAGCAUUGUACCAUAAUUUGUUCAAAGCUAGAUCAAGCACCAAGCUUAUUACUCUGCAAUAGCAACAACGGACCUUUUAGCCUCCUC